AUGAGUUGGGAGGAUUAUAAAGAUGGCUUUGGUUCAUAUGAUGCUUAUGAUGAUGGUUUUGGUUCAUAUGAUGCUUAUGAAGAUGGGUUUACUUUAGCUUAUGAUGAUGACAAUGAUUAUGAGUUUAAUGAGUUUGGUCCACAAGAUGAUUCUGAAUACCAUGCUUCUGGUUCACCAGGUUUAGUACAUGAUGAUUUUCAUGAUGAGUUUGUUCCACAAUAUGAACAUCAUGCUUCUGGUUCACAAGAUGGUUCCUUUACUGGCUCAGGUUUACCAGAAGAUGAUUAUGAUGAUGGUAAGUUCGGUUCACAAGAUUAUUCUGAUAAUGGGUGUGGUUUAGUUUAUGAUUCUGAAGAUGGGUCUGGUUCAGUUUAUGAUUCUGAAGAUGGAUCUGGUUCAGUUUAUGAUUCUGAAGAUAGGUUUAGUUUACAAGGCCAUUGUGAAGAUGGGUUUGGCUCAGUUUAUGGUUCUGAUGAUGGGUUUAGUUCAGAAGAUGAUUCUGAUCCUGACUGGUUUGGUUUAGUUGAUUAUUAUGAUUAUGAUAAUGAUGAGUUUAGUUUACAUAAUGAAAGUUUUGGAAGUCAUGAAGCCAAAUGGAUAAAACAUUAUUGUAACACUCAGGAUAUUUUGCUUGUGGGAGAGGGAGAUUUUUCAUUUGCUACUUGUUUGGCCAAUUGCUUUGGCUCUGCCACAAAUAUGGUUGCCACUUCUCUUGAUUCAUCUGAUUUUAUAGUUAGAAAUUAUGGGUCUGGCCGGGAAAAUGUUGAGAGUUUGAGAGAUAGUGGGUGCAAAGUGAUACAUGAAGUAGAUGCAGAAACAAUGGUGGAUCAUGAGGAGAUUGGAUCGAUGUCUUUUGACAGAAUUGUGUUCAACUUUCCUCAUGCAGGCUUUAAAAAGUCGGAAUCUCGACAGUCCCAAAUCCAGCGACACACAGGUUUGGUGAGAAACUUCUUUAAAAAUGCUGAGAGAUUACUGUCAAAUGGUGGUGAAGUCCAUGUGGUUCACAAGACAAAUGGGUUUUUUAAAGAGUGGAGGAUUGAAGAGUUGGCUGCACAAAGCGGACUUCAACUUUUAGAGAAGUCACAAUUUAGAUUAGAGGACUAUCCUGGUUAUCAUACCAAGUAUGGCUUUGGAGGCAACAAGGAUUUUAACUGCUAUCCAAGCAUGACUUACAAGUUUGGCCGCCCCACCUGCUAAAAGAAAUGGUUCAAUCACUUCAACUUGUGGAGCUUAUUGUUUUGUUUUAUAGGUGUUUCAGGUUGGAUUAUGUUAUGCACCAAUAAUAUUUUGGUUCUAGUUAACGAAAAUAUGCCAUAUAUUUGUGCCACUGUUGACUCCAAGUAUGUUGUUCAUACCCAAUUGGGUUUAUAUAUA
Molecule: messenger RNA, 1374 nt
Organism: Pistacia vera
Lineage: Eukaryota; Viridiplantae; Streptophyta; Magnoliopsida; Sapindales; Anacardiaceae
Product: heavy metal-associated isoprenylated plant protein 41-like
Exons: 3
Coding region: 1-1197 (398 amino acids)
Biological process (GO): rRNA base methylation
Cellular component (GO): cytoplasm
Molecular function (GO): actin binding; rRNA (uridine-N3-)-methyltransferase activity
Source: RefSeq, a predicted model, not a curated record